CGCCCUCUGGCGGCGCCCUGAGGCCCCGCCCCACGGGCCGGCAGGACGGGGCGGGGCGGGGCGCUCACAGCCCAGCGCAGCCCAGCCCGGCCCCCGCAGGACUCGCCGCACGGGGAAGUGGAACGCACGCUUGGAAACAGCGCAGGUCCCAGCAGCUGGGGUUUUCCCUCAGCUCUUUGAGUGGCCAUGUCCAACCCUACUGCCCCACCUCCAUAUGAGGACCGCAACCCCCUGUAUCCUGGCCCUCCACCCCCUGGGGGCUAUGGGCAACCAUCUGUCCUGCCAGGAGGGUACCCUGCCUACCCACAACCUGGUUACGGCCACCCUGCUGGCUACCCACAGCCUAUGCCUCCCAUCCACCCGAUGCCCAUGAACUACGGCCCUGGCUAUGAUGGAGAGGAGAGAGCAGUGAGCGACAGCUUUGGGCCUGGAGAGUGGGAUGACAGAAAAGUCCGACACACAUUCAUCCGAAAGGUUUACAGCAUCAUCUCCGUCCAGCUGCUCAUCACGGUGGCCAUCAUUGCUAUCUUCACCUUUGUGGAGCCAGUUGGCCAAUUCGUGAGGAGGAAUGUGGCUGUGUACUACGUGUCCUAUGCUGUCUUCAUCGUCACCUACCUGACCCUUGCCUGCUGCCAGGGACCCAGGCGCCGGUUCCCAUGGAACAUCAUCCUGCUGACUCUCUUUACUUUUGCCAUGGGCUUUAUGACAGGCACCAUUUCCAGUAUGUAUCAGACCAAAGCUGUCAUCAUUGCAAUGAUCAUCACUGCUGUGGUGUCCAUUUCUGUCACCAUCUUCUGCUUUCAGACCAAGGUGGACUUCACCUCGUGCACAGGCCUCUUCUGUGUCCUGGGAAUUGUGCUGAUGGUGUCUGGGAUUGUCACUAGCAUUGUGCUGUACUUCAAAUAUAUUUACUGGCUCCACAUGGUCUAUGCUGCUUUGGGGGCCAUUUGUUUCACCCUGUUUCUGGCUUAUGACACACAGUUGGUCCUGGGGAACCGGAAGCACACCAUCAGCCCAGAGGACUACAUCACGGGUGCCCUGCAGAUCUACACAGAUAUCGUCUACAUCUUCACCUUUGUGCUGCAGCUGUUGGGAGAUCGCAACUGAGGAGCCCCCCGUUUCACCCUCGCUGGGUUCUCCCUUCCCCAGAGGGCUGGGCCCUGUGACUGGGGUCUGGGCCUCAGACACUUUUUUCUUCCCCUCAAGUAACAUACCCAGUUUCCUUUCUGUCCAGGAGAUGGGUAACCUCUCUGGCUGUGGAGGUGUGGGAACCUGUGGUGGGCAGUGGGUGCUGGGACAGUUCAGAUCUGUUAGUGGGCUUGGCAGGAAUGAGGCUGAGGAUGUGUCUUUUGCCCUCUACCCACAAUAUGGCACCAAACUCUUAGCACUUGGGUGUGUGUGUGUGUGAAAAGAGCCCAUUCUAUUAACUGAGAGGAAAUGUGAACACAGAAGGGACUUUAAGGUGCAGGGCUUCCCCUCCCAAUCUGUCACGGGCUUCUAGCCUAGGUAGCUGGAGCCUGUUUCCCUCCUAAACCCAGUAAAGCCAGACAGUAUUAUCCCCACCUCCUGGACUACAGGCCAUUACUCUAUACUCCUUAGACUUGGUACCUUUUAGCUCAGAAUGGUAAAAGAGAUCUGUGCCCAGGGGCCUCUGCACUCUAACCCCAUCUUGUUUUUAUAACAUGUAUGUAUUGUUUAUCUAGGUUAGGGCUGGGGGGAAGAAGAGAUGAGCAAAGUACAGGAGCUAAUACAAAGAGCAUCUCCUCUGAGCUCCCUCCAGGCUUGGAUGGUGUGAGAGAGCAGACCAUUUGGAGCCUUCUGGUCCCCAUUCUCCAAAGUUGCCUGGGACUUCCCUGGGUGCUUCUGAGGUCUUUUGCUUUCUCUGCUCAGGCAGGUAGAGCAGAAAGUGAGGGACAAGAGUCAGUAAACAGAGUAGUUUGUAUGAUCAGGAGUGUGGCAUGGAAGUAGCCAGGGUGAGGAGAUGGGUGGAGGCUUGGAAAAUGCCUUGGGGCCUCCAGAGCCAGUUUGAGAAAUACUAAAACCCACCUCAGUGCCCAAGGAGACUUUAAUGCUCUUCCUUCUGCUAACAGGAAGGGCCCUGAGGGCAAGGUGACUGCCUCUCAGCCUGCUCUGAACUCCCACUGGGGGGCUUUUCACCACCUCUCUAGUCAGCCACUGCCUUCUUUGUAAUACAAGUGCCUCAAGCUGGAAUAGGGGAGGGGACAGGGUCAGUCUAUUGGGUAGAGGCGGAAACCACAUCAACCCAAGGAUAUAAUUAGGACUUCUUUAUUGAGUACUUGAUCCUAAAUAUAUCACACAAAGGGACACAAUUACAAAUGUUAUUAAAGUUUUGUUUAGAAGUUAAA
Molecule: messenger RNA, 2366 nt
Organism: Ictidomys tridecemlineatus (thirteen-lined ground squirrel)
Lineage: Eukaryota; Metazoa; Chordata; Mammalia; Rodentia; Sciuridae
Gene: Tmbim1
Product: transmembrane BAX inhibitor motif containing 1
Biological process (GO): negative regulation of apoptotic signaling pathway
Cellular component (GO): membrane; Golgi apparatus; endoplasmic reticulum
Source: RefSeq, a predicted model, not a curated record